CUGUACAUACAAUCUUCCUUUCCCAAAGAAGCCCUGCCAACAAAAUCAGGUUACCUCACAGUUAACUCAACAACUGGCUCAGCCAUUUUUUACACUUUCUAUGAAGCCCAAAAACCCAGCACAAAACUCCCUCUUUCUGAAACCCCAAUUCUCAUUUGGCUCCAAGGUGGUCCUGGUUGCUCUUCUAUGCUUGGAAACUUCUAUGAACUUGGUCCUUACCGUGUAUCGUCUUCUUUCAGGCAAAACGUCGAACAUCUUUCGCUCGAACCUAAUCCUGGUUCUUGGAAUCGAAUAUUUGGGCUCCUUUUUCUUGAUAAUCCUAUUGGAACUGGAUUUAGUAUUGCUUCGACUCCUGAUGAGAUACCAAGAAACCAACAUGAUGUUGCUAAACACCUUUUUAAAGCUACAAGAGAGUUUGUUGCAUUAGAUCCUUUGUUUAAGACGCGUCCGAUUUACUUAACCGGUGAAAGUUAUGCUGGUAAAUAUGUGCCAGCAUUUGGGUACUAUACAGUGAAAAAGAAUGCGGGUUUGCCUAAAUCAAGACAGUUGAAUUUAGCUGGUGUCGCGAUUGGGAAUGGAUUGACUGACCCCGAUACUCAAGUGGGCACUCAUGCUUUGAGUGCUUAUUAUUCCGGAUUGAUCAAUGAGAAGCAAAAGACACAAUUGGAAUCGCUUCAAAAGGAAGCGAUUCGACUUACCAAAAAUGGCAAUUGGAGCGCGGCAACGAGUGCUAGAUCGAGGGUGUUAGGGAUGUUGACGAAUAUGACGGGGCUUGCCACUUUAUAUGAUUUUAGGAGGCUAAAGCCUUAUGAAGAUGAAUUGGUGGCUAAAUUUUUAAGCAAUGUAGAUAUCAAGAGGGCUCUAAAAGCAAAUGAUUCGAUAGCUUUUGAAGUAUGCAGUGAUUCAGUAGGCAAAGCAUUGCACGAGGACGUGAUGAAAAGCGUGAAGUACAUGGUGGAGUUCUUGGUUAAGAAUACUAAGGUGUUGUUAUACCAGGGACAGUGUGAUUUGAGAGAUGGAGUGGUGUCGACUGAGGCAUGGAUGAAGAAGAUGAAGUGGGACGAAAUUGAUAAGUUUUUGGAGGCGGAGCGGAAGGUUUGGAGAGUGAAUGACGGGCUUGCUGGAUAUGUGCAAAAGUGGGAGAGUUUGAGCCAUGUUGUGGUAAUGAACGCAGGGCAUCUUGUGCCUACUGAUCAAGCAGUGAAUUCUCAGGUGAUGAUUGAAGAUUGGGUAUUGGAAAAGGGAUUGUUUGCCACGGGUCAGAUUAAGCAAAAGCCAAGAAAUAUUGGGAACUUUUUUCACUUAUUUCAAGUUUUAACACCCUUGAGGAAAUUUCUGGCUUUGCUACUGCCAGCCAUUGGAUCCAAGAAUAGAACCAUGGACUUGAUGCCCCUGCGGAAGCUUUGUGAUAACGGUGACCCAAAAUUCAGCAUAGAAAAGAAAAAGAAUUCAUGAUCACUGUCUCCGGUCUAAGUGAGGUCCUUCCUUUUGACUCAAACCAAACUCAACAGAUUCUGGGCGAUGAGGAAAAACGUACAUGAUAUGACAGGGGAGAAGACAUUGUGACAUCGGUUAAGGAAUGGGCGGUGAGGGAUUAAACCCAUUCGGGAGGAGGGCAGCAGUUUACUUCCACUUUGAAGGAGGAUUUCCAGCUGAUGGUUUUCCAAGUGGGGGAUUUGGUGGAUUCCAUUUUUGACCUUGAUGGUGUUUGUUUUGCACGUUUUCUUACCAAGAAACUCCUCACAUGGUUGCUGCAAGGGGUGCACUCUUAUGCUCAUUUCCAGGAAGUUUAGCUCCGUGGAUACCAUUUUUCUUUCUUUUAUGUACCUUAGUAGCAGUAGACUUAGAGGAGAAUUAUUCGGAUUGAUAACAGGUCAAUGUGUAACUUCCUAACUCGAAUAGAAUGUUGUGGAUCAGAUAACUGAUGUAGUUACAUUAUCAAAUAGUUCUUCUGAAACCAAGUGAAAAUAUUCGAAUUGCUUUCUCA
Molecule: messenger RNA, 1987 nt
Organism: Nicotiana tabacum (common tobacco)
Lineage: Eukaryota; Viridiplantae; Streptophyta; Magnoliopsida; Solanales; Solanaceae
Product: serine carboxypeptidase-like 50
Biological process (GO): proteolysis
Molecular function (GO): serine-type carboxypeptidase activity
Source: RefSeq, a predicted model, not a curated record